Messenger RNA from Rhea pennata, 7119 nucleotides. It is a transcript of the gene SPEF2, whose product is annotated as sperm flagellar 2. NCBI's taxonomy places the organism in Eukaryota, Metazoa, Chordata, Aves, Rheiformes, Rheidae. Gene Ontology annotation, cellular component: sperm midpiece; manchette. Gene Ontology annotation, molecular function: calcium ion binding; protein dimerization activity. The record is from RefSeq and is a predicted model, not a curated record. Gene Ontology annotation, biological process: sperm axoneme assembly.
AUGUCGGAGAUUUUGUGCGAGUGGCUGAACGAGGUGGUGAAGCUCUCGCGGAGCGUGGUUCCAGGAUCAUUAUCAGAAGAAUUUUCUACGGGCUACCUCCUAGGAGAACUUCUGCACAAAUACGAACUUCAGGAUGACUUUAAUCAGUUUUCACAGAGCAGGGUUGCAAAUGCAAAACUUAACAAUUUUUCUCGCCUGGAGCCAACCCUUCAACUCCUUGGUGUACAAUUUAAUGAGAAUGUGGCCCAAGACAUCAUGACAGGACAGCAUGGGGCUGCAACAAAGCUUUUAUAUCAGUUGUAUAUUGCUUUAGAAAAAAAGAGAAAGGCAAAGCUCACUGGAGUAGCCAUGGAAGCAAUGAGACCUGCAGCACCUGCAAAGCUCAAGUCUAUUGAAAGUGUUUUAUAUCGAGAGCGUCUGAAAAAUUUAAUGCCACGUCAGACUGAUUUGCAGCUGCAGCAAGUUUCAGAGCAUUUUGAAAUGAAAUCUAAGGCAAUAGAAAAUAAAAUAGCUCGUAUGCAUAUUGCAGAACAACAGAAAAUUCAAAAACUCCAAGAGGAACAAAGAGCCCAAGACAUUGAAAAGCAUCGCAUAGGAAGAAGGAGACAAAAUGAAAUAAUGGCCAGGAUUCAAGCAGCCAUUCUACAGAUUCCCAAACCACCACCACCCCGUACUAUAAAAGCUAUUGAAGCCAAAAAAUUGUUAAAGAAGAAAAAAGAAGCAGAGGACACAUACAAGGAAAUUAAAAAGUUUGAGAAUGAUAUAGAAAAAUCAUUGCAAACACAGAAGUUGCAUACAGCGACCCUAGAAACUACAGCACAGACUACUGAACUGUUAAAUAUUUAUUCAGAUGAUGAAUAUAUAAGGAAAAUUCAAAAACGUUUGGAGGAAGAUACAUUUGCUAGAGAGCAACGAGAGAAGAGACGACGAAGAAUGCUAAUGGAACAGUUAAUAGCACAUGAAGCACAAGAGGAGGCUUACCGAGAGGAACAACUUAUUUACAGAUUAAUGAGACAAUCUCAGCAGGAGCGGAGGAUUGCUGUUCAACUCAUGCAUGUUCGACAUGAAAAAGAGGUGUUACGGCAAAACAGAAUUUUCAGAGAAAAACAAUAUGAAGAAAGACGACUAAAAGAGUUCCAGGAAGCUCUUGAUAGAGAAGCGGCUCUUGCAAAACAAGAAAAGAUUGAUUAUGAAGAACAAAUUUUCAAAGAAAGAGAACGUUAUGAGAAAAUUGCUGCUGAAAGAGCUCAAGCUCGUUAUCAAAAGCAUUACUCUGUAUGUUGGGAAGUGAUCAAUCAAAUUAUUGAUUUGUCAACAAAAGUAGGAGAAUAUCGAAUACUGACCAACAACAAAAUUCCAUUCAAAUUGAUGUGUGAUUGGAAAGAGUUUUUUUUUAAUGGAAAACCAAUAUAUGAACAAGCUUCAAUUCAACCUAUGCCAAAUGAAGCCAGCCCAGAACAACUUGUAGAGCUGGAUAAAAUGAAUCUGUUAGAUGAGAAAGAUUAUAGUGAAUACAAGAGUAUGACAGGGGAAUGGUGCCCACCCGAAGAGAACAGUGAAAACAAGCCUUCUCCUAAUAAUAAUAUACUGGGUCAUGUGCUUCACAGACUGAUGGAGAUUUUCUAUCCUCCAAAGCCCAAAACUUCACCACCUGUAUUUCCUCCUUUUCCUAUCAAGGGAUGUAUUUUGGGAAAAUUUCUUAGUGGGAAAACUACCUGUGUAAAGUUUCUUGAAAAAGUUUGCAAUAUUCAGGUACUAUCUGUUGAUAUUCUUGUUCAGGAAGCUAUCCAAGCUUUUCUUAAAAAUGAAAUGAAAAGUGAAAACAACUUUAUUCCACAGGAAGCAGAGAGUUCUGGGAAGCAAAAUGAGUAUUAUGGUGAUAAAAAUGUCAAAUAUUACAAUGUACCUGUUUUAGAUAAUGGUCCUGUCAAAAAGGAUCUAUCUGGUCAAGGAAUUAUAUCAGACAAUAGUCAGGAUGACCAAUCCAAGCUGUCUGUACGUGCCCAGCUUGGUGCUGCAUCACAGAAAUUGUUGAAGAAAGGAAAAAGUAUUCCCGAUGAAUUGCUAAUUGACAUCCUGUUGGAAGCCAUUAGUCAAACACCAUCGGAGAAGGGCUGGAUUUUGGAUGGAUUUCCAAUGACAAUAAAUCAGGCAAAGCUAUUUGACAAAGCCUUUUCAGGGAUUGAUCCAGACAAAGCAGACACAAAAGAUGAAAAUUCUGGAAAGCUCUUACUGGUUACUGAUCCCAGAGACCCUAAGAAGCCAUCUGUCCCCUCACCUCCAUUUGAUUUUUGUAUACUAUUGGAUAUAUCAGAUACCACAGUACUGAAACGCAUGGCUAACUUAAAAUCAGAUAAAACAAAGUCAUCUCAAAUCGAACAGAAGGACAGUGAUCAAACUUCAGAUGCCCAAAUCCGAGAAGAGAAGACUGACUUAGUCAGGGACCAGAUGCUACAUAGAAUUUCAGGCUUUCUAGACACAUGGCCAAAAUUAGAGAAAUGGUUUUCAGUCCAUCAAAAUGUUCUAGUGAAAGUCAAUGCUGAAACUGAAGAAAGUCUUCUGUGUAAAACAGUAAAGGAAAUCCUUAUGGAAGAAAUCGCCAAAAAACAGAAUAGAAGCUCUGCUGAAGAAAAAUCACCAGGGGAAAAGCUUUCACAAGCUACAUCUGAAGAUCUACCUCCUAUUCCUGUGAGACCACCACUAAUUAAACCAGGAUCAGAUGAGUGGGUUUAUGUAGAUGAACCACUUCCCAAGGAGAUACCUGAUUUUUUAGUACCUUACUGGGAAAUGGUAGAAAAUGCAUAUGUAAAUACCAUCAAAACUAUACUUAGAUGCCUAAGGGAUGAACUGCACUCUGGGAUUUAUUACUUAGCAGAUACUAGAAAAAAUUUCCAGGAUUAUCUGAAGCGUCCAGAUCUUAAGCAGGAGUUUGUAUCUCAGUGGCAAUCAGAUUUUAAUUCAAUUCCUGAUGACCUGUGGGAAGAUGAGGAAACAAAAGCAGAACUACACCAAAGAGUUACUGACCUGAGAAAUCGUCUCUGGGAUAUCUGUGAUAACAGAAGGGAAGAAGCUUACCGGAAACGUACUGAUAUCAUGAAUGAUGGCUGGUUACCAGAUCAUAAGGGGAUUGCAAUGAACCAUUUUUUUUCUCUUAUGCAGGUUGAAGUGGAUCGUUUCCAGGAUACAAAGAGACUUCUUCAUGACUACUAUAGGGCAAUGGAAGGAAAAAUCCCAACAGAUGGCAGUCAAGGUUUUACUAGAAUUCCAUUGUUAGAUAUUAUUGAUUUAGAGCAGAAAGAGGAACAAGUCAAAUCAAGAAGGAUUCCUCUAGUUUCUCGUAAACCGCCUUCACCUGAUAUAAGUACUACCAAGCCAAAAAGCAAGGGAACUCCAGUGAAGUGUGUUAAGGAUGAGAAUUCUUCUGAAAAUGUAGUGGCCACUUUGGGUAAAGAUGAAAAACUAAUUACUGAUACAUGGCAAACAGCAGUAACAGCAGUGACAAAUAUGGUAACAGCUGAAAUACAGUCUAAAGAAACAGAGGAAGAAAAAGAACGUCAGCAGCUAGAACUGAAAGAAAGAGAACAUCUAAUAUCUUCCCAGACAAUGGCAGGCAAAACUACUGGAAAAGAUGGCAGAGAUAUCAAAAAGUUCUCUCCCAAAUCAGCAACUAAAAAGAAAGGAGCACCUCCUCCUGUACCAGUGGUUGAAGUGAGUGCUCCUCCUCUAACAGAAGAAGAAUUAAAGAAACAAGAAAUGAGACUUAAAAUAAAGCAGGAAUAUUUUAGCGCCCUUGAACAUGAAGCAGGAGCUGCAAAAUCUCAACUAGAGCUUAUAAAAAAGAAGGCUUUAGCAUUUGUUGAAGAGCUGACAAGGAAAGUAGAAGAAAUGUACAAAGAUAUGGAAAACUGGCUUGGAGCCAGAUUCCUGGCAGAAAUGUCUAGUGUUGAAAAGCUGAUUGAGGUUGCACGGCACCAUAUUGAAAGUUCUAGCAAAAUCCAGUAUGAAAUGAUUUUAGAAGAAACAGAUUUCUUCAUUAGCAGUGAUAUAAAAGUAAUUCCUGAUCCUGUUCCUCCACCACAUCUUCCACCUGUAGAGACAUCUGAAAAUGGUACUCUAACUAUUUCACAACUUACUACACUUCAUAAACAGUUUCUACAGGUAGCACCUAAAGCUAUAAGAGCACUGAAGCAAUUUAAAGGCAAGAGUAAUUCUUCUAGCAAGAAAGAAGUUGGUGACCAAGGGAAAGACAAGAAAGAUUUGGAACAUCAGAGAACAAAGAGGAAUCUCCAGUUUUCAAAAAUAUGGCUAACAAAAUAUUCCUGGUUAAAAUACGAUGAUGAAAGGGGGAUAAUGUUCUGUGCAUUGUGUCGUAAGCAUAAUGUGGAUUUGGGGGAAAACAUACAUAAUUUUUAUUCUGGCACUGAUGACUUCAAGCUUGAAUUUAUAAAUAUACACCAGAGCAGUGAAGCUCAUGCCUGGGCUACCUGCAUGGAAGCUGCUAGUACUGCUUCACCAGAUGUAGCUUCUGCUGAGCAGAUGUUGAAGACCAUGAAUGCCAUAACAUUAGGAAGAGUAGAAAAUAUUUUUAGAACGUGCCAUGCUAUUGCUAAAUCUGGACGUCCCUUUACAGACCUUGACUGGAUGUGCAAACUAGAUGAUAUGAAAGGAGUGGAUAUUGGUUCUGUGUUUAGAAAUGACAAAUCAGCAAGAAUGUUUAUACAUUUUAUUGCUGAAGUAGAAAGAAAGGCUUUAAAAGAGCAAUUGGAGAAAUGUAAAUUUUUCUCUCUCAUUAGUGAUGGAGUCACAGACAGUAUACUCAAAGAAGCUGCUGUUGUUUAUGUACGUUUUGCAGAUGAAGGAAAAGUCCAUUGUCAGAUUGUUGGGGUUCAACCUCUUCACAGAACUGACGCUUCAAGCAUAAAAAAUGCAAUUGAGGAAACAUUACAAAUAAAUCUUCAGCUCAAUCUGGCAAGCCAAGACUGGUCAAGAAAAUUAGUUGGGUUUGGAAGUGAUGGGACAGAUAUCAUGGUAGGAGAAAACAAUGGCGUAGCUAAACUUCUGAGAGAAAUUCAGCCGUGUGUACAGUCUGUGCAUUGUUUUGCUCACCGUCUCAAACUGGCUUACAAGGGAGCUUUGAAAAAUAUUCAACUAUAUAAUAUCUUAAACAGUGUCUUGAAAAGUAUGUAUUAUUUUUAUCAUAACUCACCUCUAAAUAAGAACAAUCUCAAAGCCACGUAUGAAGCCAUUCAUUUACGCCCAGCUAUUCCUUCUCGCAUUGGAGGCUCCCAAUGGCUUGCUCGUCUACAAACAGCUCUCCAAAUUCUCCUUAAAGGUUAUCCUGCAAUUGUUCUACAUCUGAGUAAGAUUGAAAGAGAUUCAAGAGCCUCAAAUCAGCAAAAGGUCAAAGGCCUUUUGCAAGUCCUUCUGAAAAUGGAGAUAGUCAAGUUCUCUCACUUCUUGUUGGAUGUCAUUAAUGUCCUCAACAUUCUGUUACGUGUUACUCUGGAUCACAACUCUUCCAUCGCAGAUAUAUUUGCAACCAUGCAGUCAACACUGGAAACACUCCAUAUGUAUCAAACAAGAGCUGGUCCAAAGGAACGCUUGAUGGAGACUAUUCCACACUUUCAUGGUUAUCAGCUUGUUGGAAAUGGAAAUAUUUUAUCAGUACGAACUAAAGUACUAAGUAAUUUGAUGAAGAGGUUGCAUGAUUAUUUUUGCGAUGCAAGUCAAGAUGUUUUGAGAGCAACUACUAUUGGAAGUUUUAAACUGUGGCCUGAUAAAAUUAAACAAGUAUAAAAAUAUUUUUCUUUUGUCUCUGUUAUAGAAUUCGGUGAAAAGGAAGUGUCUAUCUUAACUAAACAUUAUAAAGUCAUACUAGAAGCUGCCUCUGUGAAAAUCAGUGAAGUUGAAACAGAGUGGAGCAUGUUGAAGUUAGAGCUAUAUAAUAGAUGUCAGAACAUCCAGACCUUGACAUGGGAUUCAGUGAAUUCAGAUUAUUCAAAGAAGUAUCCCAACAUCCUGAGACUGGUAGAUUUGAUCCUAACACUGCCUGCAAGUUCAGCUGAAACAGAGCGAGGCUUUAGUAAAGAAACUCACCAUGAUGAAGUUGUUACUGCUCCAGAAAUUGUGAAUUUCGUAGAAUGUUUUAUACUAAAAAAUGUAUUUAUUGACAUUGUAAUGGACUUGAUUACUUCGGAUCUUGGAACAGAUUACCUUCCUGAUGAGUGGAUGAAUUUAACACUUUCACAUUUACAAAAUCUGGCAACUGCAUUAGGAGCAAACUCAGAACUUAUUGACUGGCACAGAUUCUUGCUAGCAGCAGCACAGCCCUGGCCAGUGCCGUCUGUGACACAGCUUCUCAAAACUCUACAUAGCUUCAAGCGUGUUGAUGAAACUGGAUCAGGCUUUGUUACACAGGAAUACUAUACACAGUUCCUGGCAUGGUUUAAUGUGGACCGAUUAGACUUUCACACAAUGUUCAGGCAAAUUGAUUUAUGGUUUAAAGGAAAUGAAGAUCUAACUGUAACAGAAAGUUGCACAGAACCUUUGCCUUUCGAUAGACUGGAACAUCUCAUAAUGUUUUUCUACACUUUAUUUGCUGAUACCAGAAAAGAUCCUGCUCUGCUCGACUACAAUCAGAUGCUGCUUUAUUUUGCCUCUCAUCCUGAUCCUUCUGAAGGUGUUUACAGAGCACUUAAUGUUGCUGCUGGAACAUAUAUUCAAAGGAAAAGAGCUUUUCCUUCAUGUGAGGAACCUUUAAUAGAAGAAGAAGAUGAAAAAGAAAUCUUGAAUUACUCAGGUGAAGGAAUAAUUUCUGUGGCAACUCUACUUAAAGUGUUUCAUAAUGGAGGAAGUAAAGAUGAAGAUAAACAUAGAUUUAAUAGCCUGCAGAUAGAGGGCAGCUAUGAUAUGCAUUUUGUGAAAAUAUACAGAGAAAUAGGCAGUGAAGAUCUGACACCCAUUCCAGUUGGAUUCCUUUUGAAGCAUCCUUUCAUUCAAGACUUGAUCAACAGCUAUCAAGAAUACAAACUUCCUGAUUUUAAAAUCAUUCUCCAAAGAGCUGAACAAGCGCAGUCAAUUGAUAGAGAAAUCACAACACUUAAAGACAUCAAAGUAUGA